AAGCAGCGCCGCCCUUCAAGAGCAAGACAAUGCUUUCGUGUCUCACCAUUUGCUUCGGUCCGUUUGAUGAUGCUGGUAAGAGAGGGAGCGGAGUAGGAAAUGGCCACUCGGACCCACACAAUCGCCCACGAUGCCAAAUGACAAGCGGUGAAAAAUUCCGCAUCAGCGACAAUGCCCGAGCGUGAGGCUAGACUGACUAUCAUCAAAAGUGCCUCCCUUACCGAAUCCCUUUCUUAUCUCUUAUCGUUGUUUCCACUUCCCCACGUCGUUCCUUUUUGUCACUUACCCUAGACCCUCUCUUUGUUCGCGACAGUGCGCUCGUUCGCACCAAGCAUCAAAUGACCACCAGCCAUUCAGGCUCUUGCCUGCCGCCUUCCAGCAGUCUACCACCGGUCCGCUCGUUGAUCACUACAAGUGAGGAACGAGUCAACUCAGCGCUGCGUGAGCUCCAGACUUUGUACUGUCCCUUGCGACUACCGACUCUACCGAAGUCUAGCGUCCGGCGCAAGGACCUUUCAGCGGCUUCAGGUGUCUCUACCCCCAUCCCGAUAGACUCUGGUUACGUUUCGCAAGAUGAAGACGAGGACGAUGAAGCCGCUACAGAGGAGGUGACUGCAGCAAUCCGUGCAGACCCCUUCGAACGCACCUUUGCGACAAGAUGGCUCACGUCUUUGAUUUCCAGAGUGGAAGAGAUGGACCUUACCGAGGAUGCUAGGAGCCAAAUAGUCGACGAUGCGGCGUUCAUUCUUUCUUCCUUCUCGGACUCGACGAACGAUGCGGAAGAAGAGGCUCUGACCCGCGAGUUCUUCUUCCCAACGGGCCUCGGUGUGCCAAUCGAGGUAACCUUGAAUGAUGCGCCACUGACUGGCGCUGAUCACACUGACGUCGGGCUCCAAUCCUGGGGUGCAAGCAUCGUGCUCAGUAGCAUGAUGUGUGCCGAACCCGAACGCUUUGGUCUUACAUCAACAUUAAUACCUGAGCGGCCAACGAUUAUCGAGCUUGGUGCUGGCACUGGGCUUGUGAGUCUCACACUGGCGAAGCUGCUGCCUGCUCUUAGUGUAUACCCAGCCAGUAUUUCGGCCACAGACUACCACCCCACGGUCCUAGCCAACUUGCAGGACAACAUCAACACCAACUUCCCUCCGGGUGACAAUGUGAACAUGCCAGUGAGUGCCAUGGCACUCGACUGGUCCAUACCACCCCCGGAUCUGCACUCUUCUUCAGAACUUCUGAUUGCCGCCGAUGUUGUCUACGCACCACAACACGCUGCAUGGCUUCGCGACUGUGCCGCGCAUCUUAUCACCGGCGACGGCGUCUUUUUGCUUAUUGUCACUGUUAGACAGAACGGGAAGUUUGAGGGCAUCCCGGAUACCGUCGAAGCAGCGUUUGUGCCGGAGCUCUGCCCGAGAGAUGAAGCAGGGCGUUCUUUCAAAAUUCUGGAAAGCAGCCAUGUCGAGAAGCGGAGAGGUAUCGGGAGGGGCGAUGAGAAGGGAUAUAAUCUCUACAAGAUCGGCUGGGCAUAGAAAGGGAUAGACAGCAUGGAUGGCGUCCGAGGCGUUGUUGGAGCUUUAGCGUGCAUUGCAUUAUAGAGCUAGAUCCAGACUAUAGAACACAUUUAGA
Macroventuria anomochaeta is the source of this 1620-nucleotide messenger RNA. RefSeq lists its product as uncharacterized. The coding region runs from base 339 to 1523 and encodes 394 amino acids. The transcript has a single exon. NCBI's taxonomy places the organism in Eukaryota, Fungi, Ascomycota, Dothideomycetes, Pleosporales, Didymellaceae. The record is from RefSeq and is a predicted model, not a curated record.